AACAGAGGUAAAUACUGAAGUACCAUAAUUUACUCACUGGCUGAUGAUCAAAGACUUCUCCGUUAGAAGAUGGAAACUUCCAAUGCAGCUCAGACCAACAUGACAGCUCAGACAGGAGGAAACAUCUCUGCUCCUGUUCUCCAUGGAAAUAAUAUUAAAGGUUCAGUGAAUGUAACCAUAAUACAUGGAGGUCACGAAGCUUCCAGUUCCAGCACCAGAAUGGUUCAGGCUGGCGGUUCUCCUGGUUCUACUCCGCUCCGUCAAGAUUUAGUCACUGUAUAUAAACAAAAAUUACAGAAGAAAUUUCGCAGCAUUAAUGAAGGAAUCUCACAGCAUGGAAAGUCGAGGCUUCUGAAUGAGAUCUACACAGAGCUGUACAUCACAGAGGGAGGGAGUGGAGAGGUUAAUGAUGAACAUGAGGUCAGACAGAUUGAGACAGCAUCCAGGAGACCAGCAACAGAGGAGAAACCCAUCAAAUGCCGUGACCUCUUUAAAGACAGACCCAUCAGAACUGUGCUGACUAAAGGAGUCGCUGGAAUUGGAAAAACAGUCUCUGUGCAGAAGUUCAUACUGGACUGGGCUGAAGGAAAAGCCAACCAGGACAUCCUCUUCAUAUUUCCACUUCCUUUAAGAGAAUUGAAUUUGAUAAAGAAAAAUCUCAGUCUGAUGCAACUUCAUCACAUAUGUUCAGAAGCAAAAGAUUUGCCAUUAUUAGAAAGUGAUGCCCACAGAGUCUUGUUCAUCCUUGAUGGUCUGGACGAGUGUCGCCUUCCUCUAGAUUUCCAGAACAAUGAGAGCCUGUGGGAGGUAACAGAUUCAGCCUCAGUGGAUGUGCUGCUGACAAACCUCAUCAAGGGGAACCUGCUUCCCUCGACUCUCCUCUGGAUAACCUCUCGACCAGCAGCAGCCAAUCAGAUCCCUCCAGAGUGUGUUGACCUGGUAACAGAGGUACGAGGGUUCAGUGACCCUCAGAAAGAGGAGUACUUCAGGAAGAGAAUCAGUGACCAGAGCCUGGCCAAUAAAAUCAUCUCACACAUGAAGUCCUCAAGAAGCCUCUACAUCAUGUGCCACAUCCCAGUCUUCUGCUGGAUUGCAGCCACUGUUCUAGAGAGAGUGUUGGGUGGAGCAGAGAUUGGAGAGUUCCCCAAGACUUUGACUCAGAUGUUCACCCACUUCCUGAUCUUUCAGAUUAAACACAAGGACCAAAAGUACCAUGGGAAAUGUGACCCUGAUCUUCAGCAGACCAGAGAGAUGAUUCUGGCACUGGGAAAACUGGCUUUCCAACAGCUGGAAAAGGGCAAUCUGAUCUUCUAUGAGGAAGACCUGAGAGAGUGUGGCAUUGAUGUCAGUGAAAUUUCAGUGUACUCAGGAGUUUGUACCCAGAUCUUCAGAGAGGAGUUUGGGCUGCACCUGGGGAAGGUGUUCAGCUUUGUCCACCUGAGUGUUCAGGAGUUUCUGGCUGCAUUGUAUGCAUUUCUGUCCUUCAUCAGUGGAGAUGUUGCAGAACACCUAACCACUGAUGUCUCUGAUAUUUUCAAAAAGUCAACAUUGUCAGACUUCUACAAAUCUGCAGUGGACAAGACCUUACCGAGUAAAAAUGGACACUUGGACCUUUUCCUCCGGUUCCUUCUGGGCCUCUCACUGCAGUCCAAUCAGACUCUCUUACGAGGCCUACUGACCCAGACAGGAAGCAGCUCUUAUAGCAAAGAGGAAACAGUCCAGUACAUCAAGGAGAAGAUCAAAGAGAAUCCCACUCCAGAGAAAUCCAUCAAUCUGUUCCACUGUCUGAAUGAACUGAAUGACCAUUCUCUAGUGCAGGAGGUCCAAACAUAUCUGAACAGAAGAGGCUAUCGCCGUCUAGAUGGUGUCAGUCUCUCUCCUGCCCAGUGGUCAGCUCUGGUGUUUGUGUUGCUGAACUCCAAAGAGGAGCUGGAUAUAUUUGAACUGAGUAAAUAUUAUAGAUCAGAUGAGUGUCUUCUGAGGCUGCUGCCAGUGAUCAAAGCCUCCAGAAAAGUUGAUCUGUUUGACUGUAAUCUCACAGAUGAAUGCUGCACAGCUCUGUUCUCAGCUCUCAGCUCAAAAUCCUCAAGUAUAACAGAACUGAACCUGAGCAAGAAUAAACUGCUGCAGGAUAAAGGAGUGGAGCUGCUCUCUGCUGGACUGAAGAGUCCACACUGUAAACUGGAAACACUGAAGUUGUGUUACUGUGAUCUCACAGAGAAAAGCUGUGCAAUUCUGUCCUCAGCUCUCAGCUCAAACUCCUCAAAUCUGAGAGAAUUGUAUCUAAGUUACAAUGAACUGCUCCAGGAUUCAGGAGUGAAGCUGCUCUCUGUUGGACUGGAAAAUCCACACUGUAAACUGAAGAUACUGGCGCUGUGUUACUGCAGUAUUACAGGUGAAGGCUUUGCUGCUCUGGUUUCAGCUCUAAAAUCAAACUCCUCCUCUCACCUGACAGAGCUGAACUUGACCCACAAUAAACCAGGAGAGUCAGGAGUGAAGCUGCUCUCUGAUCUACUGAAAGAUCCACACUGUAAACUGGAGAAACUACAACUGUGUAAUUGUAAUCUCACAGAGAAAAGCUGUGCAGCUCUUUCCUCAGUUCUUGGCUCAAACUCCUCAAGUCUGAGAGAGCUGGACCUCAGUUACAAUAAACUGCAGGAUUCAGGAGUGGAGCUGCUCUCUGCUGGACUGAAGAAUCCACAGUGUAAACUGGAGAAACUGGAGCUGUCCAACUGCAGUAUUACAGAGGGUGGAUGUGCUGCUCUGGCUUCAGCUUUACAAUCAAAUCCCACUCAUCUGAGAGAACUGAACCUGAACUCCAAUAUACUUGGAAAGUCAGGAGUGAAGAUGUUCUCUGACCUACUGAAGGAUCCACUCUGUAAACUGGAGACACUACACACCUUACCACCAUACACCUGAUCUGUUCUCACACACGGGUCGCAGGGGGGUGCUGGAGCCUAUCCCAGCAGUCAUCGGGCGGAAGGCAGG
This is a messenger RNA of Pygocentrus nattereri (red-bellied piranha), 2988 nucleotides long. Its product is annotated as NACHT, LRR and PYD domains-containing protein 3-like. Bases 70 to 2919 code for a protein of 949 amino acids. The transcript is spliced from 10 exons. The record is from RefSeq and is a predicted model, not a curated record. Lineage: Eukaryota; Metazoa; Chordata; Actinopteri; Characiformes; Serrasalmidae. Gene Ontology annotation, molecular function: protein binding.